Coregonus clupeaformis (lake whitefish) is the source of this 827-nucleotide messenger RNA. RefSeq lists its product as uncharacterized. The transcript has 2 exons. The coding region runs from base 72 to 827 and encodes 251 amino acids. NCBI's taxonomy places the organism in Eukaryota, Metazoa, Chordata, Actinopteri, Salmoniformes, Salmonidae. The record is from RefSeq and is a predicted model, not a curated record.
CUUAAAAUAACUGCUUUUAUCAGCAAACUUCCAUUGAAAGCUAUUUUUUAAAUUAAAUAUUCUACAUAUGAAUGCCUGAUAUGGAAACUAUAUCCAUAGCAUACAAGUCAGGGAACCCCAGGCUCCAAAGUGACAGAGGCCUAGAGGUCAAGUUUCUGGUCUCCAGGGGUAACAGCGAAGCCACACCCCCAUCUUUUGGCUCAAAGGGCAAAGCCACUCACAGCGCUACUGCUGACCUGUACCACCCCCGAAAGCCCCAAAAGGCUAAAGUCCUAUAUGAGUCCAUCCUGCCUGUAGACCCCAGUAACCCCAAUGAAAUCAGGAUGAUCCUGAGGACGAUUGGCUGCCCCUUGACAGAGAAGCAGCUGAACAACAUAAAAAAGAAAGAAAUUAAAAGAUUGGAAGAUAUCAAAAAGAAAGAAAUGAAAAGAAAGGAGCUGGAAAAGAAAUGGAGCCAGCUGCAGAGGCCUAAAUGGAUCCUCAAGCUCAUCAAGUUGCGACAGGGGACAAAACCCGCCCAUGGCAGCAGCGGACUGAAGACAACAGCCAGCCAGAGUGUCCGUACAUCAGAUAAGGCGGCUAGCAACAAGGGGCAAAAGAGAACAGCCAGCCAGAUGGAAGGAGAAAGAACAUGUACCUUAGAGGCAUCUGGAAGGGGACCGAAAAGAGCAGACAGCCAGCUGGAACGAGUAGAACUCAACUCAUCCAAAAGCUUCUUCAAUAUCCCUCCCAGCCAGAAGAAGUUGAGAGUCAUUGAUAUUUACUCAUAUGUAUUUGCACCCAGCCACAUAGCCGAUCACACAUAUGCACGCAAGAAUAGUUCUUAA